GGCAAGCUGCCAUUUUAUGUGAACAAGAGCGGCUUCCCAAUUGACAGCGACACCUGGGAGCGAAUGUGGAUGCACGUGGGGAAGGUACACCCUCAGCGAGCGGAAAUGGUGGACGCCAUCAGGAACGCGGAGUUCCUGCCAAACCCUCCAGUACCCCAGGUCCCAAGCUACAGGCCGUCAUUGACGAUCCCAGAAUGGCUCCAGGAGAUCCAGAAUUACAUGAAGGCACUUCAAUACAUCACCAAUGGGCAGCCUUCCAUUGAGCGAUUCCCUAUCAGCUUUACAUCCUACUUCGCAGGAAACUACUUUCACCAUAUUGUGCUGGGGAUUUAUUACAAUGGUCGCUACGGUUCCCUGGGCAUGAGUCGGAGGGCAGAGCUGAUGGACAAGCCAUUGGUCUUUCAGACUCUGAGUGACCUCGUCUUUGACUUUGAAGACUCCUACAGUAGAUGCCUACACACAGUUAAGAAGAUCAAGAUUGGGAAAUACGUCCCCCACGAGGCUCGUAGCUUUCAGCCCAUUGAAUGGGAGCAACUGGUGCUGAAUGUCUCCAAGAUGUUGAGAGAUGACAUAAGGAAGGAGCUAGAAAAAUAUGCCAGGGAUAUGAGGAUAAAGACCCUGAAACCUGCAAGAGUGGACUCUUCUACCCAGUUGAGUAUCCAGGGCAAGUCCCUGUCCACCUACAAGGGACAGGCAAGCCCUGAGAGAUGUCUUGGCAGAGAAGACAAAUCACCUGCACUGCCUGAAAAUAAGGUAGUGGAUCUUAGCUUUCUGAGCAUAACCGGACUAUCAUGUUUGGAUUUAACUAAGCCCUAA
Molecule: messenger RNA, 816 nt
Organism: Elephantulus edwardii (Cape elephant shrew)
Lineage: Eukaryota; Metazoa; Chordata; Mammalia; Macroscelidea; Macroscelididae
Product: vasohibin-2-like
Exons: 2
Coding region: 64-816 (250 amino acids)
Biological process (GO): regulation of angiogenesis
Cellular component (GO): cytoplasm
Source: RefSeq, a predicted model, not a curated record